Messenger RNA from Nezara viridula (southern green stink bug), 1799 nucleotides. The record is from the annotation of a GenBank genome assembly. NCBI's taxonomy places the organism in Eukaryota, Metazoa, Arthropoda, Insecta, Hemiptera, Pentatomidae.
CUGCAUUCAAUUUGGAUAAACCACGACACCGUCAUGAAGCUGACACUUGCUUUCGUUGUUAUCGGGGUUGUGUUGACCGGGAUCCUCUGCGCUGAGUCAAGGCCUGCAGUCUCCGAUGAGGCGCUGGAAACGGCCCUCAAGGACAGGAGGUACCUCACCAGGCAGCUCAAGUGCGCCCUGGGGGAGGGGCCCUGCGAUCCAGUGGGGAGGAGGCUGAAGACUUACGCCCCAUUGGUCCUACGUGGAACUUGCCCGAAAUGCAGCCCACAAGAAGUUCGACAGAUCCAGCAGGUCCUUUCGCACAUCCAGCGGAACUAUCCCAAGGAGUGGAGCAAGAUGUUGAAGCAAUACGCCGGCCAAUAGGAUUGCAGAUCCUUUUUCAUUUUAUAAACUUGGUUCCGUUCUGGGAACUAUAUUAAAUUUGACAUAUGUUUGUCUUUGUAAGUAUAUUUGUAUUUUCGCCACCCUUAGCAAUCGUCAUUUUUCAAAAUCAGUUACCUUCUUAUUGUUACCACUUCAGUGAGAAGACGAAACAUUUUUUAUGGAUUAAUACCUUUUUAUAUAAUUAUAGUUGGUACUCUGAUAAAAUAAAGGUACCUGGAAAAUGUUCUUUCUUUACCCACAAGGAAGAAAAUAGUUUAUAUUUUUUAGUCACUUGAAAUAAGUAUAGAUAUGCCAUAGUAAUAUCAAAAAACUAUAAGUUGGACAAAUCCCUCUAGUGAAUAUGAUUUCAAUGUUAGAUUAGUAAGUUGUACAGUGAAAAUUCGAAGUAAUUAUUUCUAUUUCUUUAAUUUAUUACUACUAUCAAAUCCUUUGUUAUCACAAUCAUUAUUGCAUUUUUUUUUUAUCUAAAGCUAAUCUAUCCCUUUACUGUUCUAAUAAUAUAAAAUCGUUACAACAGUAAAAGUAUUAUCCUUACCUGAAAAAAAAAUGUAAAAGAAAGAUCAAAGGGAGAGUUGAAAAAUAAUUAUAUUAUUGUCCGAUGGGAUGGAUUACAGACUACCAGCUAAAUUAGGAGUAAAACUAAUUAUUUUUCCCUUUUAGUGAUGUAAAAAAAAAUUUUAAUUUAAUUUUUAUUAACAAAUAAAUAAUUUUAAUAAAUUAUAUUGUAUAAAGAUAAUCAUUUAAAUAUUUCAGCGUAAAAGUAUGUUAAAAAAAUUGUGUUAAUCAAUUUAUGUUAGUACUUUUUUAUUUCUUAAAACUAAUGAGGAAAAUCAUUAUUGUUAAAAACACAUUAAAAUAUGUAUUACAUAAUUUUCACGUUCACCAUUAUCCCAUGACUUUACUAUUGUAUUUCUGUCUGUAUAUGUAAGUUAUUAAAUCAUGAGAAAUAAAUGUAUUUGUUACAAUUAAGUUUUCUUUUUCAAAUUUUUCAAAUACUCCCAUUCCUUUCUCUCGGCAGCAAACAACCAUUUGCAAUUGCGGUACAAACACAGAUUUUUUUUUAGAUCUAGUAUCUGCACAUAAAAGGAAUUCCUCAUAUCUAUCACAUAACAAACAAACUAAGACGAAUUUGGCAAUUUUCAGUACAAAAAAAUAUAUUCUGAAGUGACAACAGACAGGUAUGUUUCGUUGGUAAGAGACAAUAGAACUUGCUACACAUUCAAAAUCCUUCAGAAAUAAUCCUUAUUUUUUUUUUACAUAUAAAAUAGAUGUAAAAUAAUCCUUCAAAGUAACUAAAUGAAAGCCGAAGCCAGGAAAACUUUCGAGCUUAGGGAUAAAUAAGUAUUUUAAUUAUGAAGAUAGAUGCAUUUAGAAAAAUAAUAUAAAUGAACAUGAAAAAAAUAAUGUAAUUUCUC